Molecule: messenger RNA, 637 nt
Organism: Saccostrea cuccullata (small rock oyster)
Lineage: Eukaryota; Metazoa; Mollusca; Bivalvia; Ostreida; Ostreidae
Product: oocyte zinc finger protein XlCOF15-like
Exons: 5
Coding region: 1-615 (204 amino acids)
Biological process (GO): regulation of transcription by RNA polymerase II
Cellular component (GO): nucleus
Molecular function (GO): DNA-binding transcription factor activity, RNA polymerase II-specific; RNA polymerase II transcription regulatory region sequence-specific DNA binding
Source: RefSeq, a predicted model, not a curated record
AUGCAUUCAUUGGCUGUGAUUUAUAUCAGAGAGAUACUUGGUAAUGAUGGUUCAGAAUUGGAACUUGAUUCGGAUCCACCAGUGGCAACAAGUUCACCUAGAAAAGCAGAGAUACUUGGUAAUGAUGGUUCAGAAUUGGAACUUGAUUCGAACCCACCAGUGGCAACAAGUUCACCUAGAAAAGCAGAUGGAUAUUGUUGUGAACUAUGUGGUAAACUGUAUAAAUCAAACCAAAUGCUAGUCAGGCACAUGACAAUGGCACAUAACAUUGGAAGCUAUCCUUUCAAGUGUGAUGAGUGCAAUAAAGGAUUUUUCACAAAAGCAAUGCACAAAUGUCACAUCCUGAAACAUUAUGGGCACAAGCAGUUUGAAUGUAAAAAGUGCCAGAAAGAGUUUACGCACAAGAAAGACCUAGUGGCCCAUAUGAAAGCUGUCCAUCUAAAUCAGGAACUUGAAUGCAAACAUUGUUUCAAAUUAUUCAAAUAUGAAAAGAGUCUAAGAAGACAUAUUAAAUCCAUUCAUGAAUGUAAGUCAUAUAGGUGUAUGAUAUGUGCUAAAGAUUAUAAAUAUGAAAGCAACUACAAGAGACAUCUUCGUCAGAAACAUUCUCAGUAAUGGCUAUGUUCGUUGUUGUGUG